AUGAAAAUUAUAGGUAUCAUACAAUUGCUCUCAAUUACAUUCGUCCAUUUUACACUAACACUGGCUAAUGUUUUCCUUGGUGAUAAUAUUUACUAUGCUGUGAACUGCGGUGGACUAGCACAUACAGAUCUUAAUGGUGUUCAUUAUCAAGCUGAUCCAUUACGCGUUGGCAUUGCAUCUGAUUUUGGCAGUAGGCUAACGAUAAUGAGGGUUGAUCCACGUGAUGCUAUUCUUUAUCAGACUGAGAGGUACCAUACAGAGGAUUUCACUUAUACUGUGCCAUUACCAAAGGAUGAUGGGGAAUACACAUUGGUUCUCAAAUUUUGUGAAGUUUAUUUUCAGUCUUCACAGCAAAAGGUAUUUGAUGUCAUAUUUAACGACGAAAUAGUGAUCGCAGAUUUAGAUAUAUUCAAAGAAGCAGGAGGUAUUGGAGUUGCUUAUGAUCGUCUGCUGACGUUUCGUGUUGAAAAUGGUUUUUUAUUAUAUGGAGAUCGACGUGAUUCGUCUGGAUAUAUAAAAAUCACAUUAUCUAAGGGUCCUUUGGAUAAUCCAAAAAUAAACGCAUUUUAUAUUUAUCGUGGUCCUAAAACGGAUAUCCCGUUUCUCCGAGACAUAUUAUUUGAUGAGGAAAUAGAGGAGGAGGAAGAAGAGGACAGAUUUGAUGAAGAAGCAAAUGUUAAGUUGCGUACUGAAAUCAAUCGCUUCGAAGAUGAGCCCGUAGUGGAGGAUCCUUAUGCUGAACAGGAUACAAGUCACAUGUUUAUACCGUUCCUCAUAGCCUUCGCUUGUUUUUUUCCAGUUUUAUUCUGUUUAUGUAAAUUAUAA
Molecule: messenger RNA, 825 nt
Organism: Brugia pahangi
Lineage: Eukaryota; Metazoa; Nematoda; Chromadorea; Rhabditida; Onchocercidae
Source: the annotation of a GenBank genome assembly